Molecule: messenger RNA, 309 nt
Organism: Adineta steineri
Lineage: Eukaryota; Metazoa; Rotifera; Eurotatoria; Adinetida; Adinetidae
Source: the annotation of a GenBank genome assembly
AUGAUCAAAUUUGAAUUCUUACCGAAUAAAACGCUUUUGGAAUGUUUUGAAUAUCUGAAUGGGAUAGAUAUAUAUUAUGCAUUUAGUGGAUUAAACAAUCGUUUUAAUCAUUUAAUUCGAAAUAUUUCAUUACAUGCUAAUUUUCAAAAUGUUAAAAGUGAAGUAUUUAAUCAAUUCUGUACUCAAAUGUUACUAAAUCCGUCUAUUAAAAAUCAAAUAGUUUCAUUACAUUUAUCAGAUGCAAAAGGUACACGCGGACAAGUACAAGGAUUUUUAUCAAUGUUUCAAUUAAACGAAUUUUCUCAUUGA